CGGACUGACAGGCGCAACUUCCGGUCUCAACUCCUCCUUUGUCUGAGCCCUCUUUCGGUCCUCCGCCUAGUUAUUUAUUUAUUUCCUUUUCAUUCGUGGGGUAUAUUUUAAUAUAUAUCCACAUAUCUCGGUUAUUGAAUGACAUUUGAUUCUGACACAUAUAUGCCUAAAAGCAAAGCCCCCAAAAUGGAUGAUCUGGACUACAUCCCAGCGGACCUGAGCCCAGAGGAACGCUCCGAACUGGAGGAGAUCCGGCGCAGGAAGGGAGCUCUGCUUCUGGAGAUCCAGAGACUGAAAGAUGAGCUGAGAGAAGCCAUUAUAGAGGUGGAGGGUCUGGAGACCAGCACAGAGGGCAGUAAAACUUUACAGAAGAGUCGACAUGUGGCUAUGGGGAGGAAAAAAUUCAACAUGGAUCCGAAAAAGGGAAUUGUGUUUCUAGUGGAAAAUGAGCUUCUCAGACACACUCCAGAGGACAUUGCCCAGUUUCUGUAUAAAGGAGAAGGACUUAAUAAAACUGCAAUAGGAGACUAUCUGGGUGAAAGAGAUGACUUCAAUAUUAAAGUAUUACAGGCGUUUGUGGAUCUUCACGAAUUCACAGAUCUCAACUUGGUACAAGCCCUUAGGCAGUUUCUGUGGAGCUUCCGGUUGCCAGGUGAAGCUCAGAAGAUCGACAGGAUGAUGGAGGCCUUCGCUCAGAGAUACUGUCACUGCAAUCCUGGAGUCUUCCAGAGCACAGACACCUGUUAUGUGCUGUCGUUUGCCAUCAUCAUGUUGAACACCAGUCUGCAUAACCCGAAUGUUCGGGACAAGCCAACGGUGGAGCGCUUCAUCAGCAUGAACAGAGGCAUCAAUGAUGGUGGAGACUUACCAGAAGAACUUCUCAGAAACCUGUAUGACAGCAUCAAGAAUGAGCCGUUUAAGAUCCCAGAGGAUGAUGGGAAUGAUCUGACACACACUUUCUUCAACCCUGAUCGAGAGGGCUGGCUCCUCAAACUGGGAGGUCGUGUGAAAACAUGGAAGAGGCGGUGGUUCAUUCUGACAGAUAACUGUCUUUAUUACUUUGAGUACACAACAGAUAAAGAGCCCAGAGGCAUCAUUCCUUUAGAAAAUCUGAGUAUACGUGAGGUUGAAGAUCCCAGGAAGCCAAACUGUUUCGAGCUGUAUAUCCCCAAUAACCGCGGUCAGCUGAUUAAAGCGUGUAAGACUGAAGCUGAUGGCAGAGUGGUGGAGGGAAAUCACAUGGUGUACCGAAUCUCUGCCCCCACCCCAGAAGAAAAAGACGAAUGGAUCCACAGCAUCAAAUCUGCUGUGAGCGUGGACCCUUUCUACGAGAUGCUUGCAGCCAGGAAGAAACGCAUUUCACUAAAGAAAAAGGAAGAGCAACCAUAAAAUCCUCAAUUUCUCCCCAUGAUCCUUCCAUAAUCUUACAGUCAUCUUACUCCAGCAGCAGAAAACCUUCUUCCAUUCACUGAGAAACAAACAAUACUUCCCUGACACAUCGAGGUAGCUCUUGUCCUGCCAUUACGCUGGUUUUAUGGACACGUUGAUAUUUUUGUCAAACCUGAACACUGAACCAUCUUUAGUUGGAUUGUGCAGGUGUGACCUGUCCAAUACUCGUUUAUUCAUACUUCUCUUCUCUACAUACUUCUACUACACUUCUACACUACAGUGUUAUUCACUAGUCAUCACACCAGCCUGUACAAGCCUUUAAACUCUUUUAUGCUGACAUUCGAAAUAUUUGGACAACUGCGCCGAUCGCAUUCAAAUAAAAGUGACAAUUCUGUCAUGAUUUCCUCACCCUAUCAUUGUUCCUUAAUCCGUAUAACUUUCUGUCUGGGUAUCAGGUUUUCAAUGCAGUAACAGUGAAAGGACUGGAGGCUUUGAUAAUAAACAAAGGAUGAUAAAGCACUAUUUAAAUUUAUUCCCUUAAACCGAGGAAUAAAAAUAUUCUUUUUUGUGUCAAAAUGUUGACAUGCGCCCUAACUCUCCUAAGUGCAUUUACCAAUCACUUGUUUUUGAAUUGGACCGUUAUCAAUGAUUUGGUAUCAGUCGAGUUAACAGCUCACUGAGGGAAAUUUCUUCCCCAAACCUGUUAUGUUAACUUUAAUUUUAGCUUAUUUUUAAAUUAGCUUUUAGCUCAUUUUUGAUGCUUGACUUUAGUCCCUUCCCCGCUGUUACUGACUUUCAGCCUUACCAGGGAUGGAUACAAGUCAUAUGGGUUUUGGAACAGAUUCAGGGUGAUCAGAUUUUCAUUUUGCGGGUGAACUAUUUCUUUAACCCAUCUGCAGGACAUUAGCCUUCAUCGCACAUUACUUAGUUCUCUGCAUUUUACUUGCACACUUCCACUUCAUCAUUAGUUUGAGCGGUCAGUUUGGUUUUAGUUUCCUCUCUCCUUACCGCCGCUCUCACGUUUGAUGGCUUCUGACCAGCGAUCUUGCUAUUGACAGCAUCGUACUGUGAAGUUCUUACACAUUACAGGGUAGACAACCAAACAGCCUGGUGUAUUCUUCAUCAUCACCAUCAUCAUCAGGGACAGAUCUAACAUAGCCUUCACCACAGCUCAGCUUCUCUUGUUUUGUAGAUUGUGUUACUGAUAUUGAAAGAAGAAGUUUUGCUCGCGUUGAAGGCUUUAGUUAGUCUGAAUGCUAUUUACUGAGUCUAUUCUGCCUGUUUGAACUGAAACUAUUUAUCUCUUAUUAACUUGAGUUUAUGUUAUAAAUGAAGAUUUAAUGAAGGCCAUUGCUAUACACACACAUCAAAUUAAAGGAAUAGUCUACUCAUUUUCAAUAUUAAACUAUGUUAUUACCUUAACUAAGAAG
Molecule: messenger RNA, 2819 nt
Organism: Misgurnus anguillicaudatus (oriental weatherfish)
Lineage: Eukaryota; Metazoa; Chordata; Actinopteri; Cypriniformes; Cobitidae
Gene: cyth2
Product: cytohesin 2
Biological process (GO): regulation of ARF protein signal transduction
Molecular function (GO): guanyl-nucleotide exchange factor activity
Source: RefSeq, a predicted model, not a curated record